Aspergillus heteromorphus CBS 117.55 is the source of this 3819-nucleotide messenger RNA. Its product is annotated as DNA repair protein SMC6. Gene Ontology annotation, molecular function: damaged DNA binding; single-stranded DNA binding. NCBI's taxonomy places the organism in Eukaryota, Fungi, Ascomycota, Eurotiomycetes, Eurotiales, Aspergillaceae. Gene Ontology annotation, cellular component: Smc5-Smc6 complex; site of double-strand break; nucleus. The record is from RefSeq and is a predicted model, not a curated record. Bases 117 to 3521 code for a protein of 1134 amino acids. Gene Ontology annotation, biological process: double-strand break repair via homologous recombination. The transcript is spliced from 15 exons.
GCGACUUAUAUCACUAAUAAGCUUCUCUGAACACGGAACAAAGAUGCGAUUUUUGCUUUCAGCCUCAGCGGAUGGAAAUUGAGCCGGUCUCUUCAUACUGCAGUCGCCGUUUCUCAAUGCCAUCAAUGAAACGCCCUCAGGUAUAUUUGGGGCCAGAAGUCUCAAGCGAAGAGGAUAACUCCAGCCCUUCGCCAUCGCAAAAACGCCUUCGGACAUCGAGUUCUCUUGUUUCUGGAGGCAGUGAUGAUUCAGUAAAUGAUAUCAACGAAGAGAGGAGGAAACGAUCUAUAACACAAGCUCUCGAUGACGAAGAAGAUGAACUUGAACUGCGCGCUACCCAAGUCAUCCAGGAAAAGUAUUCCUUCGCCAGUGAUGAGCCAAACCUGCCGGCCGAGCAUGGCAUACUAGAACGCGUAGAAUGUUACAAUUUUAUGUGCCAUGACCAGUUCUAUGUCGAGCUGGGGCCCCUGAUUAAUUUCAUUGUGGGCAAAAACGGCAGCGGCAAGAGUGCAGUUCUCACAGCCAUAACCCUUUGCCUAGGUGGUAAAGCAUCUGCUACCAACCGAGGUCAAAGCUUGAAAAGCUUUAUCAAGGAAGGCAAAGAGAAUGCGACGAUUGUCGUGCGAAUAAAAAACCAGGGAGAUGGCGCUUACAUGCCGGAUGACUAUGGCAAGUCUAUCGUUAUAGAGCGUCACUUUUCCAGAAAUGGCACAAGCGGGUUUAAGAUAAAAUCGGAAAGUGGACGAAUUGUUUCAACAAAAAAGGCCGAACUUGACUCCAUCAUUGACUACUUUACUUUGCAAUUUGACAACCCAAUGAAUGUUCUUUCUCAAGAUAUGGCCCGCCAAUUCCUCAGCACAUCAAGCCCCAGUGAAAAGUAUAAGUUCUUUGUCAAGGGUGUGCAACUGGAACAACUGGACCAAGAUUAUCGGCUGAUUGAGGAGUCCGGUGACCAGAUUGAGGAGAAAUUAAGAAGUAGAGAGCAGGAUAUUGUCAUCUUACAAAGUCGAAGAGAUGCAGCGAAACGGAAAUUGGAUAUAUCUGAUCAACAUGAAUCCCUGCGACAGAAGAUGAACAGUGUCCGAAGGCAAAUGGCUUGGACCCAAGUUGAGGAACAAGAGAGGGUACGGGAUUCCUUGCAGGACGAAAUUCUCAGGGCAGACAACAACAUUACGGUAGCUGAAGAUAGCUUGGGUAGCUAUGAUGUUGCUAUACAAAGGGCCGAGGGCGAAUCUGAGGCCGCUACUGAAUAUGUUCAACAAGCCACUGCCAAACUCAAUCAAGCAGAGGAUGAAAAAAACGAAGUCAAAUCGACCUGGGACGCUCAGAUGAGUGAGCGACAUGAUCUACAGGCUGAGCAACGGCAAAUCAGAGAAUAUCUCAAAGAUGCAGAAACGAGAAUUUCCAAAACGCAGCAAAAUAUCGAUAAGGAGAAUCGACGUCUAGCCGAGAUCAGCGGUGGAAGCUACUCUAGAAAGCAAGCAGAACUCGAGCAAGCAAAAGCAGAAGCCGCCCAAUUCCGUACUCAAUAUGAGGAGCACGAAAAAUAUGCCAGUUGUUUGGAUCAAGACAUUGAUAAAGCCGAAAAGGAGGUGAAGUUAGCCGCAGUGCCACUGGCCAAACUCAAGGCCGAUGUUGAAGAGGCAGAAUCAUCCUUACUGAAUAUGAACAGAAAAGGAGGGCCUCGGAGCUCAGGUUUCCAUGAAAAUAUGCCAGUUCUUCUUAACAAGAUUGAAAAGGAACAAUCCUUCUCUAGGCGUCCUGUCGGGCCUAUCGGUCAUUACGUGCGCCUGCUGAAACCUGAAUGGUCUUCCAUACUCGAGAAUUCGUUCGGCGCCACAUUGAACAGCUUUAUCGUUGCCUCAAUAAAUGACAGGGACAUUAUUUCAGAGAUAAUGAACAAGGUGAAUUGUGUUUGCCCUAUCAUCAUAGGGGGUGAUCAACGCCUUGAUACAUCAGACAAAGAGCCGGAACCUCAGUUCGUUACAGCCUUGCGGAUCCUUCAGAUCGAGGACGAGUCAGUCCGUCGACAGUUGAUUAUCAAUCAUGGCAUAGAACAGAUGCUGCUCAUUGAAAACAUAGAGGAAGCAUCCUCGGUUCUCUUCGACGGGGAGGCUCCUCGAAACGUAAAGCGGUGUUAUUGCAUUAACCAAGGAGAUAGACGCAAGGGCUUUCAUCUCUCUUAUAGCCGGUCAGGUGAGCCAAAUCACGCACCGGUUCCGGCCUACAAUGGGAGCCCUCGCAUGAAAUCUGACUUGGAAUCACAAAUAAGAGUGCAGCAGAGUGUAGUGGCAGAACUGAAGACGAAUCUCAGUCAUCAAGAACAACAAUUUCGAUCUGCCCGGACUCGAGUGGAAAGCUGCAAAAAAGCCCGUGUGAAACAUGAGCGAAGGGCCAACGAACUACGAGUUGCGCUACAACAAAAGGAAGAUCGGGUUGAAGAACUCACCGACACACUCGAUAGAGAAGCUGUCGAAGAUGGGAGCCUUGAUGUGCUACGAGCUACUCUUCGUGAGGCUGAAGAGGAGAAGAGCAUUAAUGACGGGUCUUUAAGGGACAGCGUGGAUGCUAUGAACAGAAUGGUAAAGGCAUUAAAAGCAGCCAAACAAGUGCUCUCAGCCAAAGAAGCCGAAAUCACCGUCAUAGCUGAAGAGCUAAGAGUUGCUCAGAAUGAGGAGUACAUCGCUAAAGAAAAGCGCCGAAAAAUUAUAGGUGAUAAAAAUGCAGCAAUUGAGAAAAUCAAUGACAGCAAACAGGACAGGGAAAGACUGUACAGCAAAAGAGAUGAGAUUGCGGCACGUAUUCUUGAAUACAGCGAGAAAGCGAGCAUAAUCUCCCCACGCGUUGCAAUUGAUGAAGGCGAAACUGGUGCUAGUCUGGACAAAAAGCUUGACCAUCUUGAAAACGAACUCGGACGCUACAACCAACAGCUAGGAGCGUCUCGCGACGAACUCUCUGCCGAAGUUGCGAAGACAGCUGAAUCCUAUGAUCGGGCUCUAAAGCAGGUUGAGGAGUUCAAAUUAUUGGCUGAAGUACUCAAAGCAACACUUAAGCUUCGCAAAAACCGCUGGCUCAUUUUCAGGUCACAUAUUUCAUCACGUGCAAAAGCACAAUUCACGUACCUUUUAAGUGAAAGAAGCUUUCGGGGUCGACUCUUAACCGACCAUGAGGGCAAACUCUUGGAUCUCCAAGUGGAACCUGACAUAACAAAAGACAGUGCCGGUCGUGGUGCAAGGACGCUUUCUGGUGGUGAGAAGUCGUUCUCUCAGGUUUGCCUUCUAUUGGCGUUGUGGGAGGCUAUGGGUUCUCCAAUUCGCUGCUUGGAUGAAUUUGACGUGUAUAUGGAUCAUAUCAAUAGGAAGAUGGCUAUCGAUAUGCUUAUGCUCGCUGCUAGACGAUCCAUCGGGCGGCAGUUCAUACUUAUCACACCUGGGUCAAGAGCUGAGAUCAGUCUGGCACCUGAUGUCCGAGUUAAGGAGUUAGCCGAGCCAGAGCGAGGACAGACAAGACUGCCCUUUUAACAGCAGCUUUUUAAGUGAUUGCCACGUACCUAUGUCAUUCAUUUUUCCUUUCCUGCCCUGUACUCUGUCUUUUUCUUACCACUAAUCUUCUUACGCUCCCUCUUCUUCACAUAUUCGUUUUGGACGUCUUUCUCACGUGCUAUCCUAAAAAUGUAUCAGAUCUCAGCCUGUGAUGUCUCUCGUCGUCAUUUUAUCCAGUAGAUAUUUCCCCUCCGGGUUGCGUUUGCGUUUGGGGUGUGAGAUAUAUGGGCAAUAAUAGUUAUCUGUCAAAUUACACUAUCCUGGCAUGUAAAAAUCG